Molecule: messenger RNA, 2945 nt
Organism: Tribolium castaneum (red flour beetle)
Lineage: Eukaryota; Metazoa; Arthropoda; Insecta; Coleoptera; Tenebrionidae
Product: QRFP-like peptide receptor
Exons: 2
Coding region: 406-1554 (382 amino acids)
Biological process (GO): neuropeptide signaling pathway
Cellular component (GO): plasma membrane
Molecular function (GO): neuropeptide receptor activity
Source: RefSeq, a predicted model, not a curated record
UAAGGACAAAGGAUGUGGCUCUGUCAAACAUAUUUCUCGACAUAUGGUGUAAUCGCGCGCUUCGAUGGUCACAGUGUCAAUCAAUUUUGGAUUUUUUUAAUCAAAUCGAUUUUUAAUUACGUAACAUUACGUCCUUAUAUGAGUUUACUUAAUUUAAUUUACAACUCCAUUUGGGAAAAAUACAAAUAUUUCUGGAAUACAAAUUAAUUUUUUUGACAUUCAUUUCGGCAGAUUGCACAUAUCUGUCUCAUUAUCUCAAUGUAAAACCGAACACGACAAAUCACUGUUUUCAAUAUUUACAUUCAGAUUAGUCCAAACUACAUGAACCUUUAUUAAAUAACUGCCAUUUUAUCGCCGUGAUUGCCGCACCGCCAUUCACAUUACAUCAGCCUUAGAUUCGUCCAAAUGUCCAACGACUCUUUCGACAACUCCACCAUCACAUAUGAAGACCUCAUCCUUCUUGACACCAACACGAGAAAAAUCUUCCUUGGAGUUUUCAUCGUGAUCACAAUUUUUUCCCUCACCGGAAACUGCGCCGCCAUUUAUGCCAUCACCCGAAAAAACUACCGGAUUUUCCAAAAAACGUGUAUAACAUCAUUGGCCUUGUCAGACAUUUUCGGAACCCUGGCAAUUGCCAUAACCAACAUGAACGCCUUCGUUCAUGAAGCCAGAAUUUGGCCUUUGGGGUCGUUUUGGUGCCAGUUUUUACCAAUGUGCCAAAUGGGCUGUGUCAUGGCAAGUUCAGUUGCACUGAUGUUUGUGGCAAUGGACCGGUAUCGGAACGUUGUCUUUGCUACUAGUAAGCGGUGGAACCCCCAGCUUUGGGUGUGCUUGCUGGUCACUGCAGCGCUCUGGUUGGGGAGCUUUUGGGCUUCGUACCCCCUGUACACUUAUUACUUGGCUGAAUCUGUUCCUGGUGAAAACGAAAUAUUCUCGGUCUGCAUCUUGGCAACUGACAAGCGUAUAUUUCGUAACUAUUACAUUAUUAUGGUGUGCGUUAUAUUCCUACCCCUUUUCGUGGUUUUCCUCUGGUUCUAUUACAAAAUCGCAGCUCUGGUCUGGAAACACCGCAAGCCCGUAUCAAGCGCUUUGAAGAAAGAAACGCACUCUAAUAACCACGAAAGUUCUUCUUCGACAACUGAAGUUAAGAAAAGCCAGGAGGAAAUAAGGGUCGAACGCAAAAUUCGAACGUUCAAGAUUAUUAUUACUUUAAUGGUCGUGUUCAUUGUGUGUCGUUUGCCGUAUUUUGCGAUCCAGAUUUUGAAAAGUACACGGACGAGUUUCAAUGACAUGAAAGCAUCCUGGUAUUGUAUUUUUGCAUUUAUGGCACUGCAUAUUGUCAACUGUGCUUUGAACCCGCUGUUGUACACUUUUCUCAACACAACAUUGAAAGUUUGGUUGAAAAUCCGAAGCUUUUUCUGGGAAAUUUGCUGUUUUUGUUGCUCGGCUGAGGAAUUUGACACUUUUGAUAAAAAUAACCCGUUCACGAUGGAGGAAUAUGCAAAGAAGGAGGAUGGGAAAAAUAAAAACAUGAAAGUCAGGUUUAGGUUUUGAGUAAAAGAGUGCGUUUUCACGAAGCUUUAUUUAAUUUUAUUUUAACAUCAUCAAAAACUAGGCCUACCUAAAUAUCAAAUAUCUAUUUUGUAUAAUGUAUGUACCUACAUAUUUAUAAUACAAUGUUUCUUAUUAUUAUGUGCUGUAAAAUGCACAUAUUUAACACCUCGUACGUGGCAAAAUAGUUUGUUGGUGUCCAACAACGAACUACUUUGCUAACAAUCUAAUUGUAUACUGUGCUUCAUUUUUGGUAUACAUUGUGAUCAUUUAGUUUCGUUUCGUUUUGUAAAAUAAAUCUCUAUGGAUAUUGUUUUAAAUUACCCUGUUUGAACUUGAUUCCACGUGAAACUAAAGUCGUAAAAAGGUACGAGGUGCCCGAUUUUAAACAUAUUUACUCUUAUCUAUUGUAAUUAUUUUUUUUACAAAUUGCACCAUUUACAGAUUGCAACAUUAAUUUUUAUACACAAUUAUGCCAGGGAUACGUUCCUUUUUGAGAAUUUCGAAAAUUCUUUUAUACAUUUAAAAACGAACGAAUUUUUCGAAAAUAUUGCACUCGAGUAUUUAUCGGUACUGUCUGGGGGAGGGGAAAAAUCAAAUACCCUGCAUUUCGCGGAUUUUCUAAUUUUUCACUUGAUAUUGUCUAUUUUGUGCUCGUGCUAAAACAAUAAAUAAAUAAGAUCCGUGCGACUAAAACAAAACCUACGACUAACACGUGCGACUAUACAAAAUAAAACAACUAAUUAAAAGGAACUCGUAAUAAAAUUGCUUGUUUGCAAAAUAAUUAAGUAAUAAUACUUUGAUAGGAAUGUCUGUUUGUUAUAUGUACAACUUAACAAUUAAAAUUACCAGCACCAUUUCUUUAUUUUACUGUAGUAUUAUUUCGUGUAGGGCAUGGAAGAGCAAGUCGGUGGUAGCUGAGUUGUUCUUCCAUGGAGUCUUUAUUGAUAAAACAAGGAACUCUGAAGCGCAAAAUUAUAAAUAAAAGCGAAAAAUAAUACUAUAAGUGCACAACCUUUGUCGUAAGAGAGGGAGAAUCGAAUAAAUAAACAGAAGAAUAGUGGUAACAUAUAUCUCACUUGCGGACAAGACUGUCAAAAGUCGCCCAAAAACAUGAAAAGAGACGUUUGUCAAUCCCGUCCUAACUACUACUAAAUAUAAUAUCUAACAAAUGUCGAGCCGCAGACGCGACUUGUUAUCACAUUUUAUCAAGAAUCCUAAUUUACAUUAUUUUCCAUUUUUAAUAUCAUACAAUGAGGGAUCGAAGAAACGAAAUCACACACAGAGAUUCUAUUGAAAUUAUUAUCCUAGUGAUGUGUCAUCGAAUUUGUUUGAAACUGCAAGUUUUUGAACUCACUAGUACCCUGCAAUGGACGUAACGGAACAAAAUCCGA